Messenger RNA from Funneliformis geosporum, 1215 nucleotides. The record is from the annotation of a GenBank genome assembly. NCBI's taxonomy places the organism in Eukaryota, Fungi, Glomeromycota, Glomeromycetes, Glomerales, Glomeraceae.
AUGUCUAAUACUCAUAAUGAUCCUCGUACAUUCAUUCCCAAUAAUUUUGGGGAUGUUAUGUCAUCGAAAACCACCACGUUACUUUUACCCAAUGAAUUUUCGGGGUUAGAAAGGAUUUGUUUAACUGCUAACGGAAAUUUACAAAGGAUAUUAAGUUCUUGGUUUAAUAAAACGGUUAUAAUAGAUAUUGUAAAAAAUGAUUUAGUUGAUAUUAAAAUGGAAGAAAAAAAGACCAACACUUUUACAGUUGAUAACGUAAUAUCAAAUGGAAAUCUUAAUUAUAAUAUUAUUAAUAUUUGUGAUGAAUUACCAAUUUUAAAAAGAUUUGACAGAGAAGUAAACCUUGUUUGUGAAGGUAAAAUCGUUUGUAAUGCUAAAAGUGAUGUUAUAAUUAAAGAUAAUAAUAUAGUGCAAUUAAUUGAACAUGAAGGCGUUGGGAUUGACGUUGAUAUUGCCAAAUCUCCCAUGAAUGAAACGAUGAACGAAAAGGUGCACGAACAGGUGCACGAAAUGGCGUAUGUUGAUGAAGUCGUGAAUAUCAUAACCGGUGCAAUUUUUGUUUACGAUCUGGGAUUAACAAAGAAGCAACGAGAUGAAAUAAAAAUAUUAAUGAAACUUGGAUAUUUUGAUGAAUUACGAGUUUUUAAUUUUUCAGAAUAUCCAUCAUUUUGGAACAUUACUAUAGCGCGUGGUGAAUACGCAUGGAAACCCGGUAUAGUUGCGGAAGUAGCUAAAGAAUAUCCGGGAAUUAUUACUUGGUUAGAUUCUGGUACUUUACCCGAGAAAGCAUUUUUUGAAAAUAUGUCUUCUUUAUUAGAGGAGUAUGAUGGACUUCUUUCCCCUAAUUCACCCGGACUUAUGAGAACAUGGACGCAUCCAGGUGUUUAUGAUUAUUAUGGUGAUGACGAAACGAAAUAUUAUGACUUUCCAAGUUGUAAUGCUGCUUCCAUAGUUUUUGAUACUAAAAAGGUUCAACAUAUUAUUGAUGAUUGGUAUUCAUGCGCUCUGGUCAAAGAUUGUAUUGCACCUGUUGGAAGUAGUAGAACAAACCAUCGUCAAGAUCAAGCCAUAUUAACUUAUUUGGCCGCACGUGAAGGACGUUAUUGUUUUUUGGAACUAGAAGAAUUAUGGCUUCAUACUCAUGAGGAUAGAAACUGUUCAAGAAUUAUCAAUUUUCAUGAGAAAUCAAAUAAAGUCAAGAUUAAAAAUCAUUAA